AUGGCACAAAUGAGUCUUCCCCAAGGAUUCAGAUUCCACCCAACUGACGAGGAACUUGUUGAUUACUAUCUAAAUAGGAAAAUAACAGGCCGUGUGAUCGAGCUUGAAAUCAUCCCAGAGGUUAAUCUCUACAAAUACAAGUCAUAUUUACCUGGGAAAGAUAUGGAAUGGUACUUCUACAGCCCAACGGAUAGGAAAUACCCAAACGGAUCGAGGACUAACCGGGCAACCAAAACCGGUUACUGGAAAGCCAACAGAAAAGAUCGGGUGGUGCAGUCGGAAAGGCGGCGGGUGGGGAUGAAGAAAACACUGAUUGCCCGAUUAGUCCUCCGUCGUGGAACAAAAUAUUGA
Cornus florida is the source of this 351-nucleotide messenger RNA. RefSeq names its product NAC domain-containing protein 54-like. The transcript has 2 exons. Bases 1 to 351 code for a protein of 116 amino acids. Gene Ontology annotation, biological process: regulation of DNA-templated transcription. The record is from RefSeq and is a predicted model, not a curated record. Lineage: Eukaryota; Viridiplantae; Streptophyta; Magnoliopsida; Cornales; Cornaceae. Gene Ontology annotation, molecular function: DNA binding.